Theileria parva strain Muguga is the source of this 1026-nucleotide messenger RNA. RefSeq names its product SVSP family protein. The transcript is spliced from 2 exons. The record is from RefSeq and is a predicted model, not a curated record. Bases 1 to 1026 code for a protein of 341 amino acids. Lineage: Eukaryota; Apicomplexa; Aconoidasida; Piroplasmida; Theileriidae.
AUGAACCUAGCCAUACUACUCAAUCACCGACUCAACCUCAGCAUCAAUAUUAUGAACCUCCACAACCUACUCAACCAAAUUAUCAGUAUUAUUUAUCACCUCCACAGCAACCACCUCAACAACCUCAACAACCUCAACCAACUUAUCAGUAUUAUGAAGUUAGUCAACCUACUCAACCACAGCAACAAUAUUACGAACCUCCACAAACAUCUCAACCAGAACAGUAUGAGUAUUAUGAAGUUAGUCAACUUACUCAACCUCAGCAUCAAUAUUAUGAACCUCCUCAAACAUACCAACCUCAACCCACUCAACAACAACAUCCAGAAAAUUACUAUAUACCACAAUUACCACAUCCCGCUCAACAACCACAGUAUGAGUAUUAUGAACCUCCUACUACUCAAACAUCACCACUACCUCAAGUACCAGAACAACUGGAUCAGUAUUAUUUACCACCACAGCAACAACCAGAACAGUAUUACGAUCCUUAUCAACCUAACCAACCUACUCAACAACCACAGUAUCAAUCUUGAGCAAAUAGAAUGUGACGAUCGAAUUAUUUAUCAGCAUACACAUGGAACACCAUAUUGUUCAUUAUUAAGUCAUAGUAAAAAAACGAAUGUUUUUGUCAUGACAAACAGUGAUGGAUUUACAUUAGUUAGGAAAACUAAAGGAGAAUGGAAAAAAAAUGAUUAUAAAAUUCCAGAAAAUAUAAUACUAUUCACACAAGAUUUUUUAGGUAAUGAAAUUAUAAUAACUGGUGAUCAAUAUAGUAUUCAUUUUACAUCACUCGGAUCCUUUAAAUAUGUAUUGCUCCCAGGCGUAAAGUGCUGUAAAAUAGUAGUUGAUGGUCUGAUGGUAUGGGAAAAAACUGAUGAUGAUGUAGGUUUUCCUACAAUUAUUUAUUUAUCAGAACAAUUGACUGUUACAAUUAAGUUUGAAAAAUAUAGUAAAACGUUCCGUAAGAGGCCUAAGUACUAUAAACUCCUACACAUUAAAAAAACUUCAGGAAAAGAUAGAUAUAGCUAA